Molecule: messenger RNA, 1150 nt
Organism: Hippopotamus amphibius kiboko
Lineage: Eukaryota; Metazoa; Chordata; Mammalia; Artiodactyla; Hippopotamidae
Product: cytochrome b-c1 complex subunit Rieske, mitochondrial
Exons: 2
Coding region: 61-885 (274 amino acids)
Biological process (GO): mitochondrial electron transport, ubiquinol to cytochrome c
Cellular component (GO): membrane
Molecular function (GO): 2 iron, 2 sulfur cluster binding; quinol-cytochrome-c reductase activity
Source: RefSeq, a predicted model, not a curated record
CUGCGCCGCGGGCGGAAGGUCGUGCCUGUGACCUGCUUGGGUUUUGGCGGUGUAAUCGCCAUGUUGUCUGUCGCCGCUCGCUCGGGUCCGUUCGCCCCCGUCCUGUCGGCCACGUCCCGCGGGGUGGCGGGCGCGCUGCGGCCCCUGGUGCAGGCCGCGGUGCCCGCCACCUCCGAGUCGCCAGUGCUGGACGUGAAGCGGUCCUUCCUGUGCCGGGAGUCGCUGAGUGGCCAGGCCGCGGGCCGGCCUUUGGUCGCCUCCGUGGGCCUCAGUGUCCCUGCUUCUGUUCGUUAUUCCCAUACGGACAUCAAAGUGCCUGACUUCUCUGACUAUCGUCGCCCUGACGUGUUAGAUAGUACAAAGUCUUCAAAAGAGAGCAGUGAGGCUAGAAAAGGUUUCUCCUAUUUGAUAACUGCAACAACUACUGUGGGUGUUGCGUAUGCUGCCAAGAAUGCCGUCUCUCAGUUUGUUUCCAGCAUGAGUGCUUCUGCCGAUGUGUUAGCCAUGUCGAAAAUCGAAAUCAAGUUAUCCGAUAUUCCAGAGGGCAAGAACAUGGCUUUCAAAUGGAGAGGCAAACCCCUGUUUGUGCGCCAUAGAACCAAGAAGGAAAUUGACCAGGAAGCUGCAGUUGAAGUGUCCCAGUUGAGGGACCCACAGCAUGAUUUAGAACGAGUAAAGAAACCUGAAUGGGUUAUCUUGAUAGGUGUUUGCACUCAUCUUGGUUGUGUACCCAUUGCAAAUGCAGGAGAUUUUGGUGGUUAUUACUGCCCUUGCCAUGGGUCACACUAUGAUGCAUCUGGCAGGAUCAGGAAGGGGCCUGCACCUCUCAAUCUAGAAGUUCCCUCAUAUGAGUUCACCAGUGAUGAUAUGGUGAUUGUUGGUUAGAGACCUGGACUCAAGUCAUAGGCUUCUUUCAGUCUUCGUGUCACCUCAGAAGAGUUAUUUGAGAACAAGCCGUCUAUACUUGAUUUGAAAUAUUUAAGAAUUGCUAAUGUGUUUGCAAACGUGAAGUAAAUUGAAUUUAAUGUUGAAUACUUUCAAGUGUUCACCUAAUAAAGCCACUGUUAAACAUUGUUAUGCUCAAAGACUUCAAAGGUGCAGUGUCUUUGAUAGUUAAUGCUAAUUAAAAAUUACAUACCGAUGUACAGGA